AUGUCGUCCAGCACGUCUACCAAAUUCUGGCUAGGAGUGGCCAAGGUCCUUCGCAUCAAGGUCCACGAGCGCGAUCCGUAUUAUAACUCCGAGUCGAUGACUCGAGGAGAGUCUACCUAUUCAGUCGAUACAGCCGAUACUUAUGUUGAAGGAGAGCCGACAACCCUAGAAUGGUUCAAAGAGACCCUUCCAAGCGGCUCAAAUCUCCUUCGAUAUGCUCAUAACCUCUUCCCCUUCACCCAUUGGAUCACCCGCUACAAUCUACAAUGGCUGAUUGGCGACCUUGUGGCAGGCAUCACUGUGGGCUUCGUGGUGGUGCCCCAGGGGAUGGCCUAUGCCAGGCUCGCCGCACUUCCCGUCCAAUUCGGUCUGUACUCGUCGUUCAUGGGAGUCCUCAUCUACUGGUUCUUCGCUACUUCCAAGGAUAUCACCAUUGGGCCUGUGGCCGUAAUGUCCACUCUGGUGGGCAAGAUUGUGCUCCGAGCUGAAGAGACAAACCCCGAUAUACCGGGGCAUGUCGUCGCUUCCGCUCUAUCUGUCGUCGCUGGAGCUAUUAUUGUCUUCAUUGGACUUGCCCGUUGCGGCUGGAUCGUCGAGUUCAUUUCUUUGACUGCAAUAUCUGCCUUCAUGACAGGUUCUGCUAUCAACAUUGCCGUUGGCCAAGUGCCCAAUUUGAUGGGCAUCAGGGGCUUCGAUACAAGAGCUUCCACCUACAGAGUUGUCAUCAACACCCUCAAGCAUCUUCCGGACACCAAACUCGAUGCCGCGCUCGGACUCACAGCAUUGUUCCUACUCUAUGCUUAUCGUUUUACUUGCACUUCCCUCGCACAACGUAAGCCUGACCGGGCAAAGACGUUUUUCUUCAUCUCGACGCUUCGGACUGCGUUCGUUAUAUUGCUUUACACCCUGAUCAGCUGGCUAGCGAAUCGCCACCACAGGGACAACCCCCGAUUCGGGAUUGUUCUGACGGUUCCUCGUGGGUUCCAGAAUGCCGCCGUGCCCACCCUCAAUACAGACAUCGUCAGACUCUUUAUCAGCGAGCUUCCAGCUUCCGUCAUCGUUCUUCUCAUCGAACAUAUCGCCAUAUCCAAGUCGUUCGGGCGCAUCAACAAUUACACCAUCGAUCCUUCUCAAGAACUGGUUGCGAUUGGUGUUACCAACCUGCUCGGUCCUUUCCUCGGAGCCUAUCCGGCGACUGGCUCAUUCUCACGCACCGCCAUCAAAUCCAAGGCUGGCGUGCGGACACCUUUCGCUGGGGUCAUCACCGCUCUGCUCGUGCUGCUUGCAAUCUACGCUUUACCGGCCGUGUUCUUCUACAUUCCCAACGCUGCACUGUCAGCUGUCAUUAUUCACGCGGUUGGUGAUCUCAUCACUCCGCCAAACACUGUUUACCAGUUCUGGCGCGUCUCUCCCUUUGAAGUCGUCAUCUUCUUUGCUGGUGUCUUUGUCACUAUCUUCACCAACAUUGAAAAUGGCGUCUAUGUCACCAUCUGUCUCAGUGUCGCCGUCCUUCUCUUCCGUGUCGUCAAGGCGAAUGGGAGAUUUCUUGGCAAAGUCCAGAUCCACUCGGUGGUCGGUGACCAUGUCUCUGACGCGGGAAGAUCUCCCACCCAAGGACAAGAACACGGCACCCUUCAGAAAACCGGGGCGGGGAGUCUGGAUGCUGACACCGGCUUCCGCAACAUCUUCCUUCCCAUCAAUCACAAUGAUGGCUCGAAUCCUCACAUCGACAUCGUUUCUCCAUAUCCCGGCAUCUUCAUCUAUCGCUUCAGCGAAGGCUUCAAUUACCCUAAUGCCAACCACUAUCUUGAUCACAUGGUCAGCACCAUCUUCGAACAAACCCGUCGGACCAACCCCGACAGCUACCCGCGCCUCGGGGACCGGCCCUGGAACAACCCAGGCCCUCGACGUGGGCGCCACGACCCGGACCGCAGCCACCUCCCCACAUUGAAGGCCAUCAUCCUCGACUUCUCUUCUGUCAACAACGUUGAUGUCACCUCGAUUCAGAAUCUUAUCGACGUCCGCAAUCAACUUGAUCGCUAUGCCGCCCCUGAUGCCGUACAGUGGCACGUCGCAUGUAUCAAUAACCGCUGGACCAAGCGUGCCCUUGCCUCCGCCGGCUUCGGUUACCCCACCCUUCCAGCCGAACAGUACCACCGCUGGAAACCCAUCUUCAGCGUCGCUGAGAUUGGGGGUUCCUCAUCCGCCGCCGCUGCCGCCGAACAUCAGGAGAAUCGCAACGUUUACCGACGACAGAGUAGCCUGGAUGUUGAGAAAAGCGGCAGGACCACUUCCGCCAAUGGCCACCCGACCGAUCAGAUCCAUCGGAGUGGCGAGACGAGUAGUAGUAGCAGUGAUGAUGAUAAGGGACUGGAUCUACAAAGGGAGCUGUCCAAGAGCAAAGCCUACACCCAGGUGGAAGUGAAGAAGUUGGCGGUUGUGCACGGAUUGAACCGACCACUGUUCCAUAUCGAUUUGACCAGCGCGUUACAGAGCGCCAUUGCCAACGUUGAGGGUUCGCUUACCGGGGUUGUGAGGAAGGGUGUCGGCACGGACUAG
Endocarpon pusillum Z07020 is the source of this 2559-nucleotide messenger RNA. RefSeq lists its product as uncharacterized. Gene Ontology annotation, biological process: transmembrane transport. NCBI's taxonomy places the organism in Eukaryota, Fungi, Ascomycota, Eurotiomycetes, Verrucariales, Verrucariaceae. Bases 1 to 2559 code for a protein of 852 amino acids. Gene Ontology annotation, cellular component: membrane. The transcript has a single exon. The record is from RefSeq and is a predicted model, not a curated record. Gene Ontology annotation, molecular function: secondary active sulfate transmembrane transporter activity.